Molecule: messenger RNA, 822 nt
Organism: Endocarpon pusillum Z07020
Lineage: Eukaryota; Fungi; Ascomycota; Eurotiomycetes; Verrucariales; Verrucariaceae
Exons: 2
Coding region: 1-822 (273 amino acids)
Source: RefSeq, a predicted model, not a curated record
AUGGAUGCAUGGGAUCUCCACGGGGCGAGUACCGUAAAAACGGACGAAGAAUGGUCGACUUCCUACAGAGACUAUACAUACUUCUGUGACAGCCAGUCAUCACUUGUCGAGGGCACAGAACUUUGUACCUUCCUGUCGCGAGUAUUUGUGAAGCUUCCAAAGUUGGACUCAAUCGUCAUUCCAUCCUCUGUACAUUUUAUGGACGCUAACGAUAACUUCGUUCUACACACCUCUUUGGUGCAAAAGGCCAUGCAGAGGACAUUGCUCGGCCCAAGAACUCCAACUUUCGGCUACCGUAUGACUGACAUUUGGUCCGUUCUUGCCGCUGUGGCAAAGGCCAGGGUCAAGCUUAAGCAUGCUUGGUUCGAUUACAUACCAGAUUAUUUUUUCAACUCGUUACAACGUCUCAUGGCCCAGUGUCAGCAACUGCGGCACCUCCGCCUUGAAUCCGAGGAACUGUUAGGGUUGUCCGUGGCCGUGAUAGGACUAUCUCUUCCAUGGGAACACCUACAGUCAUUAACUUUAGUUCACAUCGUGCUCCUCGAAAACGAGCUCGCAGAUUUCCUCAUUGCCCAUCAGCCCACACUAUGCUGGUUCAAAGCAAGAGCCUGUCCGUUGAAAGCUGGGGGUUGGGAGUCCCUGUCCAAGCGACUGCAGCCGUAUCUCCCCGAAAGCAUUGAAGGUUCGAACAAGAGUGCUUCAUUCGCAUCAAAGGACUGGCCGCUUCGUCUCACGCCGAUCUGGCCAUCUAGAAAACUUGACGAUUGGGACCUCGACUUCGCCUUCGACGACAUGACGGAAUCGAAAGAUGGGGAAGCAUAG